This is a messenger RNA of Dovyalis caffra, 2004 nucleotides long. The record is from the annotation of a GenBank genome assembly. Lineage: Eukaryota; Viridiplantae; Streptophyta; Magnoliopsida; Malpighiales; Salicaceae.
AUGAUCCUGCCACAUAACGUCUUGCCUGAUGUGAAUCUGGUAAGUUUUACUUACAAUGAGCUCGAAACAGCUACUGGAGGAUUUAAGGUAGAAUUGGGAAGUGGUGCUUCCGGAAUUGUUUACAAAGGGCUUCUGGACAAUGAAGAUACACCCCUCGUUGCAGUAAAGAAGUUAUAUAAGAUGGUCAGAGAAGGGGAGCGAGAAUUCAGGACAGAAGUGAAAGUUAUUGGCAGAACAAAUCACAAGAAUUUGGUCCAACUUCUCGGAUUUUGUGACGAAGGGCAACAGCGACUUUUGGUCUACGAAUACAUGAGCAAUGGCUCCUUAAAGAAAUUUGAGCUUGAUGCAAUGGAAGAAGAUCAGAUAGUUCUUGCAGACUGGGCAUAUGAUUGCUUCAAAGAAGAAAAGUUAGACCUUUUAGUACUAGAAGAUGAAGAAGCCAUGGAAGACAUGAGAAGAGUGGAGAGUUUUGUGAUGAUAGCAAUUUGGUGCAUCCAGGAGGAUCCAUCUUUAAGACCUGGAAUGAAGAAAGUUUUACAGAUGUUAGAAGGAGCUGUUCAAACUUACAAAAAUAUAUCUUUGGGUUCUUCUCUCACUGCUGCAAAUGAUAACUCUUCUUGGACUUCACCAUCAGGAGAUUUUGCUUUUGGAUUCCAACAAGUUGGAGAUGCUGGCUUCCUACUAGCCAUAUGGUUCAACAAAAUACCUGAAAGAACCAUAGUUUGGUCAGCUAAUAGAAAUGAUCUGCUUCAGAUGGGAUCAAGAGUACAACUUACCACAGAUGGUGGAAAUGGAGUUGGCUAUGCAGCCAUGCUUGAUACGGGAAACUUUGUGCCAGCAAGCCAAGCUGCUGUCAAUUUGGGGCAGAGUUUUGAUCGAUCAACAGAUACAAUGUUGCCCACACAGAAUCUGAGUAUAGGUGGGGAACUAAUUGCUCCCUACCUAGAAAAGAAUUAUUCAGAUGGAAGAUUCAAGUUUGUUCUACAACCUGAUGGGAAUCUCCUCCUGUACACCACAAAUUAUCCAUCAACUAUCAAUAAUUUUUCGUAUUGGUCAACCCAAAGUUCCAUAGGCAGUGGUUAUCAGGUGAUCUUUAAUCAGUCUGGCUAUAUGUACCUUAUAUCAAAUAAUGGUUCUAUAGUUAAUUCUGUAUUUUCUGAUUCAGUAUCAAUACAAGAUUUCUACCAGAGGGCAACCCUAGACUAUGAUGGAGUUUUCAGGCACUAUGUCUAUCCAAAGACUUCUGCUUCAAGUAGCAGAAACUGGACUAUGGCCUGGAAUACUUUGUCUUUCGUACCGAUAAAUAUCUGCCUGAGUAUAGAAGGAGAUGGAGAUGCUGGCAAUGGAGGUUGUGGUUACAAGAGCUCUUGCAAAUUAGGAGAGGAUCGAAGACCAAGUUGCCAGUGUCCUUCUGGUCACACUUUCUUCAAUCCAAAUGAUGAGAGGAAGAGAUGUAAAUUGGUGCAGAAAUGCUUGCUUGAGGGAAUAGAUAGAAGCAGUGGUGGAAAAGCCAUGAUAAAAGUAAGCAAAGGCAACUCCACUGCUGGUUCAAACUCAAAGAAGAAAGAUCAAUCAACUUUGAUCACAGCAGGCUCGGUGCUUUUGGGUAGCUCCGUCUUUCUAAAUGUUCUCUCACUGCUUGGGAUCUAUGUGUUAUUUUUUGGAUUGAACGAACAAAAACAAAAAAUGAUUCAGCAACCUAAUGCCAUGCAAGACAUCAUGAAUCCGAACUUUGAGCUUGAUGUAAUGGAAGAAGAUCAGAUAGUUCUUGCAGACUGGGCAUAUGAUUGUUUUAAAGAACGAAAGUUAGACCUUUUAGUGGAACAAGAUGAAGCGGCAUCGGAAGAUAUGGAUAGAGUGGAUAGGUUUGUGAUGGUAGCAAUUUGGUGCAUUCAAGAGGAUCCAUCUUUAAGACCUGGAACAAAGGAAGUUGUACAGACGUUAGAAGGAGUCGUUCAAGUCCCUAUUCCUCCUGAUCCUGCGUCAAUUAUCAGCUCAAUCUAA